This is a messenger RNA of Punica granatum (pomegranate), 651 nucleotides long. The record is from RefSeq and is a predicted model, not a curated record. Lineage: Eukaryota; Viridiplantae; Streptophyta; Magnoliopsida; Myrtales; Lythraceae.
AUGGCCGAGAAGACGUCCCAGCAAGUGUACCCGCUGGCACCGGCCAAUGGAGCCCCGAGGAGCGACGAGGAGGCUCUGACCGAGAAGGAGGCGAAGCGGAAGAAGCGGGUCAAGCUUGCCCUGUACAUCGGGGCGUUCGCGGUGUUUCAGGUGAUCGUCAUCCUGGUGUUCGUGAUGGUCGUGAUGCGAGUCCACAGGCCCAAGUUCCGCGUGGGUGAGCUCCGUAUCCAGAGCCUCAACACAGGGUCCCAGAACUCCACGUCCUUCGACAUGAGCUUUGUGGCCCCGAUCCGGGUCAAGAAUGCCAACUUCGGGCCGUACAAGUAUGACGCCACCACAGUGGUCUUCACCUACGGCGGGGUCCAGGUGGGGCAGGCUGCAGUCCCCAAGAGCAAGGCUAACUUCAAGUCCACAAAAAAGAUCGACUUGACCGUGACGGUGAGCUCAAGCAAUCUGACUAGCGUCGCCGCCGCCUCCUCGGCCCUUGAGAGUGAGCUAAGAUCCGGGAACCUGACACUCCGGAGCCAAGCGACGAUGACAGGGAAGGUGGAGCUGAUGCUUAUCUUCAAGAAGAAGAAGUCCACUUUCAUGGACUGUACCAUGGUCAUUAAUGCAUCCACCCAGGCGGUUCAGUCUUUAGCGUGCAAAUGA